Molecule: messenger RNA, 1010 nt
Organism: Racocetra fulgida
Lineage: Eukaryota; Fungi; Glomeromycota; Glomeromycetes; Diversisporales; Gigasporaceae
Source: the annotation of a GenBank genome assembly
AUUAACAUCACUUCCAAAUGACAUUGUGAGAUGUAGCAGGUUAACUCAUUUGGUCGCCUCCAAUAAUCAACUUGAAUCAAUACCUUCCAAAAUUGGGCAACUUAAUCGAUUGAUUACUCUUAAUCUUCGCGAAAAUCUAAUUAAUAAUCUUCCUACUGAUUUAGGCAGGCUUGUAAAUUUAACAGAUUUGGAUUUAUCUUACAAUGAAUUGGUCGUUUUACCUGAAGACAUAGGAAAUCUUAAGAAACUUACUGAGAUUAAGCUCAAUAAUAACCCGUCAUUAUUGGCAAUACCAGAAACAUUCCGAAGAUUGUCACAAAUCAAAAAGAUUCAUUUGCAACAUUGUAAUCUUAGUUCAAUUCCUUUCGAGAUAGGUGAUGCAUAUAGUCAACUUGAAUAUGUUAACUUAUCUUUUAAUUUAUUUGACGCGGUCCCUAAUUUACACGGAAUGUAUGGAACAACUGUCUUAAACAUAUCAAAUAAUCGAAUCAAUGACUUGACCGAACAGAUAGGUCAAUUGGAAUCACUGUGUGAGUUAUAUGUGGUGAAUAAUAAACUUACACAUAUAUCAAAAUCAAUUGGUCGACUAAAGAAUUUAGAAAUAUUGGAUGUAUCAGAAAAUUUACUUGUUGAAUUGCCGUUAUCAAUUGGUGAUUGUCAAAGCUUACGAGAACUUAAAUUACGAGGCAAUUCAUUAGAAACUUUACCAAUGACAUUGGGACGAUUAAAAAAUUUAAAUGUAUUCUAUAUUGGUCAAUGGCCGAUGACCGAGUUCAAUAUAACACAAGAUGAGAAUCAUUAUGAGAAUUUAAAAAUGAAUCCAUAUCAACUUAAAAUUCCACUGUCUGUUGAACGAACAUUGUUAUGGAGAAUGCACGAUUCGAUACUAAAAAGAUUAAAAGAUAUAGAUCAUAUUGAUGGAACUUCAGAGAGAUCUUUAAGAAGUCCAUCAGGUGAAAGUAAUCAUUCUCAAGACGGAGGAAGUCAUGACCAAUCAACAAAUAAUACCA